Messenger RNA from Emiliania huxleyi CCMP1516, 567 nucleotides. RefSeq lists its product as hypothetical. The coding region runs from base 1 to 567 and encodes 188 amino acids. The transcript is spliced from 2 exons. Lineage: Eukaryota; Haptophyta; Isochrysidales; Noelaerhabdaceae. The record is from RefSeq and is a predicted model, not a curated record.
AUGUCGAAGGUGCACGUAGCCACCUCCUCGCCUCGGCUGCGCCGCUUCCUCCACGAGCGCAAGCUGGACCGCCUGAGCAGCCUCCUAGCCGAGCGCGGGCUGCUGCAGGGCGAGUGGCUCGCCGAGCACGCCGCGAUGCAGCUCUCCGAGAGCUCUCGCUGUGCUUCAGAGCCGCGCUGGGUCGCGUGGCGCUCUCCCUGCCGCAGCGACGACGCGGCCGACGGCGGCAGCAGCCCACGCAUCGUCCUGCUCUGGGCCGAGGACGCGCGGGCAGCCCGCCGGGCGGUGCUCGCUCUCGACUUGCGGCGCGCCUGCCCGGUCCGGGUGCUGCUGCCUCGUGGCCACCUCGAGGAGCUCUCGCGGCUGCUGCUCGGGCUCGACCCUGCGGCGACGGUGGAGGCGGAGCUCGAGGGCGGGCGCGGCGAGGGCGGCGCGGUGCGGUACGCGCUCGUGGUGCAGGCCUGCGUCGACGACGGGCACAAUGUCAGCUGGGGCGGGGCGGUCGACAGGUACACCGGAGUGCCGGACCUCUUGCGCGCCAUCCGGGCGUCUUGCGCGUGCUGUUGA